Molecule: messenger RNA, 1979 nt
Organism: Morone saxatilis (striped sea-bass)
Lineage: Eukaryota; Metazoa; Chordata; Actinopteri; Moronidae
Product: glucose-induced degradation protein 8-B homolog
Exons: 5
Coding region: 191-880 (229 amino acids)
Biological process (GO): proteasome-mediated ubiquitin-dependent protein catabolic process; positive regulation of canonical Wnt signaling pathway
Cellular component (GO): nucleus; cytoplasm
Molecular function (GO): protein binding
Source: RefSeq, a predicted model, not a curated record
AAUAAAAAAAAAAAACAGCUCGCCUGUCCCCCCGCCGCUGUUUCACGAUUUAAAACACUCCUUAAAAAUAAAAAGUAACAAAACACCGACGGGACUGAGCGUUGCUUCCCCCCCACCCACCCCUGUUAUUGUCUUCUCUCCGCCCGACAGAAAGGAUAAUCUCCGGAGCUUGUGUUCGCACGGAUCCCCAAUGAUGAGUUAUGCUGAAAAGCCAGAAGACAUCACGAAAGAAGAGUGGAUGGACAAAUUAAACAAUGUUCAUAUACAGAGGGCGGACAUGAAUCGGCUCAUUAUGAAUUACCUGGUGACAGAGGGAUUCAAAGAGGCUGCGGAGAAGUUUCGGAUGGAGUCUGGGAUCGAGCCGAGUGUGGACCUGGACUCUUUGGAUGAGAGGAUAAAGAUUAGAGAGAUGAUCCUGAAGGGACAGAUACAGGAAGCUAUUGCACUCAUCAACAGCUUACACCCGGAGCUGCUCGACACCAAUCGAUACUUGUAUUUUCAUCUGCAGCAGCAACAUUUGAUUGAGUUAAUCAGGCUAAGGGAGACUGAGUCAGCGCUGGAGUUUGCCCAGACACAGCUGGCCGAGCAGGGGGAGGAGAGCCGCGAGUGUCUGACGGAGAUGGAGAGAACAUUAGCCCUUCUGGCCUUUGACAACCCGGAGGAGUCACCCUUCGGAGACCUGCUUAACAUGAUGCAACGGCAAAAGGUGUGGAGUGAGGUGAACCAAGCUGUGCUGGACUAUGAAAACAGAGAGUCAACGCCCAAACUGGCUAAACUCCUGAAGCUGCUGCUGUGGGCACAGAAUGAGCUGGACCAGAAGAAGGUGAAAUACCCCAAAAUGACUGACCUUAGCACAGGCACCAUCGAGGACCCCAAGUGAACAUAACAGACAAGAACAACCACCUUCCACGUCCCCUUAAUUUAUGAUCAGUCAGUGACUGUGUGACAACCAGGUAACAUAUAUGUAUAAACAAAUGCUACGUUGUUGUUUUUUUUUUUUUCAUGUUUCAUUCAUGAGAGGUUAAGACUUUACUCAUUGUGCAAACUGUAAAUUGCUGUAUUUGCAAAUUGACAGAAAUUAUUUAGUUUAAAUACUGUAUCCUGGAUUUUUAGAUAGAUCUCGGAGACAAAGAAAUUCAAAUUGCUGUUUUAUAUUUUGUCUUUCUAAAGCCUAAGCCAAUAGUAUUAUUUAUUGUGACCGUUGUCCCCCACCAAGACUUUAUUUUGCCAGAAAGAGAGUUGAUGGUAUAAAUGAACACUGUUAAUACUGUAGCACGUGUGUGUGUGUGUGUGUGUGUGUGUGUGGAGCCGAAAGCUUGGUUCCACAGGAUGGAGGGGAGUACAGCUGUAAAGGUUUAAACUUUGAAACAGCAGGCACACAAUCGCCCUUUUUAUAAGUGAAGAUGUGUUUAGACUGAGAUGACACACUGAAAGAGUCUAGAUCAGAAAUAAAUUUAAAUUUCAUACACAAAAAUGUGAGUAUUUUUCAAUUAAAUGGAAAGACACACUUUAUUAAUGUAAUAUAGUUUUAAUUAAUAUAAUAUUUCAUCGAUUUUUGUUUAGAAUCACUUGCUUUCUACACUUUUUGAAAUGUGAUUGUACCUUUACAGUAUGUCUAUGGGAUGAACUGCCUUUGCAAAAUGAUCAUUUCUUAAGUGUUUGAGAGGGUUGAAAGAAGUCCUGACUGACGGGUUGAAAUCAGAGAUGGCUUUCUGACUGAGUUUUAACCCCUUUUUCUUUUUGUGAGUCUAAAGAAUGCAUCGCCCCCCAAACAUGCUCCAAACGAUUGUGGAUGGGUUUCAUGUUACAAGGGGUUGAGGUUAGGAUAACGUUCUGCCAGACCCGCCGAUGGAAGGAGGAUUUAUACGCUGCUUGAGAGAAAGGGCUGCUCCGAUGAAGAAAUGCAAAUGAGUGACGGAGGCCAAUUUCGACAACUCUCUAGUUAGAGAACUCAUAUAAUUAAAAUCUAUUCUGACUUA